Molecule: messenger RNA, 1277 nt
Organism: Lepidothrix coronata (blue-crowned manakin)
Lineage: Eukaryota; Metazoa; Chordata; Aves; Passeriformes; Pipridae
Exons: 8
Coding region: 317-925 (202 amino acids)
Source: RefSeq, a predicted model, not a curated record
GGUCUGCAUCUGCAUCCUGUGCUCUGUCCUAAGCUCCCACAGGGAGCACAAGAUCAUCAGCUUAGAGGAGGCUUUUGGCCAAGCGCAGCGUGUUUUUCCCGAAACUCUAAAAGCAGUGAAAAACUAUGAAGCUGCGCUGGGUCGAAGCAUAGCAAACCUGCUGGGACAAGUGAAGGAAGUAAAGGCUAAGGAAAGUCUGCAGAGGGAACAGCUGGAGAGCCUAUUCAAAGAGAUCAGUCUGCAGCUAGAGAAAAAAAAAAGUGAGAUCCUGAAAGCUCUCAGUGACUAUGAGAACCAACAAGUUUCUCGGAUUCAGAUGGAGAUAAAGAACCACGAAAAGCAGAUGGAUUCAGCCAGCCAUGAUAUUCAGGAGCUGGAGGCUCUGAGAAAUCAGACAGAUAUACUUCUUUUCACCAGGGCUUUUACAGCAAUUCAAGCCAGGGAACGCAAGCCUGUUCCUAUCACGGAUGGUGUGAAAGUGCCAAACCCACCUAUUGCUUUGGAUGAAUCAAAAACACGCAAUAUUCUAUUCCUUUUCCAACAAUUCCUUUCAAACAUGGAGUCUUCAUUUAAACCACUACCUGAUGUGCGGUUUUCAACUCCUCACAGCGGUACAGGUGGACCCCAGCAUCCAUAUUACCCACCUAGUUUUUCCUCUUUUGGCUUUAACUCCUUCCAAGGCAGCUCUUCAAAUCCUGGUUUUUCCUCUGCCACUGGCUUCUCCUUUGGCUCUAGCUCUUCAAAUUCUGCUUUUUCCUCUGCCACUGGCUUCUCGUUUGGCUCUAGCUCUUCAAAUCCUUUUUCUCCAUCUACCACUGGCCUAUUUGGCUCUAGCUCUUCAAAUCCUGCUUCUUCCUCUACCACUGGCAUAUUUGGCUCUAGCUCUUCGAAUACUAGCUUUGGUGGGUUUUCUCAGAAAUUCUGAAAAAUUUGUAAAACCUGUGGGUUGAGAUAAGAGCAGUUUGAUAACUGAAACAAAGCAAAAUAUAAUAAUAAAGAUACUACUACUAAUGAUAACGGUAAUAGAAAGGAGCAAAGAGAGUGAGAAAAGCCAACUAAAACAAGUGAUGCACAAUAAAAUUGCUCCCCACCUGCCCAAUGAAUUCUAUCCCAGCCAAAACCAGGACAGGACUCAAAUCUGUGUAGUGCUGUCCCAGACAUGUAGAGUGUCCAGAAUUUCUGGGAGGUGAACACCAACAAUGAGAGCUGCUGGAAGCUUGGAGUCAUUUGUGCCCUGUCUGAGUGCUGCCUGCAAGUGCCUCACGAUUACCUCUGCA